AUGGAUGGGCUUUCGGACGAGGAGCGAGCACACAUAGAGGCAGUAAUGGCGAUGGCGGAGCGAGAUCAAGCCCCAUCUGCACUAUCACCAGGACCCCCACGAAAGGAAAUGGAGAUACCACCUGGAUUAGAAGAUCUUUCCGAAGAGGAACGACAGCAGAUCUUAGCCGUGAUGGCAGCAGCUGAGGCUGAGUCCGUAGCUCCACCAUCUCCACAGAUUCGUCGCAGCGGCAGUGCGAUGGCCGUGGGACCGUCAUCAUCGACUUUUCCUGUUCGAGAUAUGAUGCCAGAACGAUCCAGAAGUGCUAUGGACAGACCUGUAGAGCCAAAAAUCAGGUUUGCACCCAUUGCCAAUAAGCUUUUUUGA
Strongylus vulgaris is the source of this 366-nucleotide messenger RNA. Lineage: Eukaryota; Metazoa; Nematoda; Chromadorea; Rhabditida; Strongylidae. The record is from the annotation of a GenBank genome assembly.